This is a messenger RNA of Lasiosphaeria miniovina, 1208 nucleotides long. Its product is annotated as peptidase S24/S26A/S26B/S26C. The transcript has 2 exons. NCBI's taxonomy places the organism in Eukaryota, Fungi, Ascomycota, Sordariomycetes, Sordariales, Lasiosphaeriaceae. The coding region runs from base 251 to 796 and encodes 181 amino acids. Gene Ontology annotation, molecular function: serine-type endopeptidase activity. The record is from RefSeq and is a predicted model, not a curated record. Gene Ontology annotation, cellular component: membrane; mitochondrial inner membrane peptidase complex.
UAACGUUUCUAUAUAUUAUAUAUUAUGUACGCAGAUGCGCCUGAUUUAUCGCUAUGCGCGUGUAUCAGACGGAGUGCACUUUGUUAUGCAGUAACCGGGGCGUCUCUUAUCGGUUCUUAUCCGGGCUUGGUCGCGGCCGACAAUAAGCGUUUAUGCAUUCGGCCUCACACUCAUCCAGUAUCGAGGAAACACGCAACUGACCGAUGACGACGGCCAGUCCGGAAGUCGUACCCUCCGCCCAGCAGGACCGAUGGCAACAUGGGGAGGCGCAGGGAGACGACUUAGAUUCUUCGGCCAAUUCACACACUACCUCAUCGGCUAUGCGACAUGGCUCCCUCCGCUGAUCUGGUUCAAUACGUCGGUAGCCCAGAUCACCUUCAUCAGCGGGCCGUCCAUGUAUCCGUUCCUAAACGCCGAGUACCACGAAUCCCGGCGCCAGGACUUGUGUUUGGUGUAUAAGCUGUAUGCGCGCAAGGAUCUUGUGCGCGGCAUGUUGGUGACAUUCAGAAACCCAGACGACCCGUACAAGAUCACGGUCAAGCGAGUCGUUGGCUUGGAGGGCGACGUGGUGAGGACGCGGGCGCCGUAUCCCUACGAAUACGUCCAGGUCCCCGAGGGGCACGUAUGGGUCGAGGGAGACGGCGACAGGAGCAAGGACAGCAACUACUACGGCCCAAUCUCGGCUCGCCUCAUCACCGGGAAGAUCACACAUAUCCUGUCGCCCUGGAAGAGGGCUGGCCGUGUAAAGUGGUGGGAGCACCCCGAACGACCCGGCGUGCAGAAAGCGCGGGCGUAGCGGAAACACCAAACACCCGCGCUUCUCACUCUCGUGGCUCUGUCCAGCCCGUUAGGUUUAAUAUGUCCACGGGAGUGGUGUGAUUCGCAUCCAUUUGUACAGAUAUGCUUGUGUAGAGGCGUUGUACAUACCACAGGGUCCAAUUGACCGAAUCGGACCAAGUGUUGGAGGUUCCUUGUUUUCCAGGUUUGACUCGUUACCAGGUUCCAUCCAACGCAAAGUUGAGUGAAGCUUCGCAGCGUCCACUUAUCGGUGACAGCGCAGUUCCCUGCAGGGUACGCAGUGUGGCAGCCAGUGAGAGGCACGCACGGGCCAUACCCUAGUGUAAGUUUUGAAGGUUACAUGGUACGUACUGAUACACUUGGUAAUACACUACCAAAAAUGUUCGACGGAGAAAGAAGAUUGGGGUUGC